AUGUGGAGGCGUCAGCUGUCUGCAGAUGAAGUGAUGGAGAUGGCCAGCUGUCACCUCAACACCCCCGGGGACGUCUUCUCCUCCGCCUUGGCCAAGUUCGAGGUGUUUGGGAAUGUUACCGAGAUGUCGAUGCCCAUCAAGCAGCUGUGCAGUGUCUCUCCGAACUACCUGAUCAUUCCUGAAGCUCGGAAUUUCUUAGAUUCAACAACGCUGUGUCGAUCGUUCAACGCCUCUCCUGCCGUGCCCUCCUCCUCCUCUGACAACCACAUCCUCUACUCGGCUCUCCAGCCUUUCCUCAACAUCUGUAAUCCUUCGGCUUCGUGGAAACUUUGGAUCGGACUUACGGAUGUCUUAGAGGAUGGCGUAUGGAGGAACGUUCUCACCCAAGAGGUGGCCUCUUACCUCAACUUCUCAAAUGAAUUCCCCGUCUUAGGUACUAUCUAUAACUGUGUUGAGAUGGUGGAAGGAGGGUUAUGGACUGUAGACGCGUGUGAUCAGACCACCAAAAGAUGCGCCGCCUGUCAUAUAGAGAGAGAACAUUUCCUCAGUCUUCGAGGUCUUUGCUUUGAGGACGAACACCAAACUCGGUUUCGUUUAAAUGGUCACGUCAAUGGUAGACCCGUGUUCUGGGGUUACUACGACUAUAUCAUAAUAUGGGACAUCCUAGACAACAGAUGGUCUCUGAAGAACACUAUAAGUAAUGUGACUGUGGCUUGGACAGAAGUGUUGGAUUUGACCGAAUACCCUUUAGGACGCCGCAUGUGGAGGCUGGAAGAAUCUCUUUGUGGGGCACCCCAGGGCAGCAAUCUCCGGCUAGGACUCUCCCCGUGUUCCCUGCAGCAGUUCAUGUGUCACUCCGGCUCUUGCAUCGCUGCUCACCUCCGCUGUAACCUCAGGUAUGAUUGUGAAGACGGCAGCGAUGAAGACGAGUGUGAAGUGGUGGUAAUGAAGGGCGGGUACCAGAAACACCUAGCUCCUGCAGGGUCUGGAGGCUCCUUACUCACUGUCACGCCCUCUGUCACCCUUGCACGGGUCGCCUCUGUGGACGAGAUCAACCAAGCCAUCACCCUCGAGUUAGAACUGAGCCUCGCGUGGAAGGACGACCGGCUUGUCUUCAAGCACUUAGGAGUAACGACGGAGGGGGGGCUGUUGUCACAAGCGGAGAUGGGACAGGUGUGGCUACCCAGACACCAGCUGACCAACUUGGAGGGCGGUAAGAUAAAGCAACUUCACCAGGCUGUGGUGGUCAGGGGCACCGACACUGUCCAGAAGCCCGGAUUUAAUUCUGUUGAUACAGACCUAGUGUACCCCGGGGCUCAGAUGACCAUCACCCAGCGUUACACCGCCACCUUAACUUGUUCCUUCGAGCUGUAUUCCUAUCCUUUCGAUGCUCAGCUGUGUACCAUCGAUCUCACUUUCCCGCCAGACUACAAAGGUAACGUCAAGUUUGCCGUCAACAACACGAACAUUAUUUACACCGGGAAGAAGAAACUGUCUCUCUUUGUUGUGGAAAAUGUGAAGUUGUCGGGGAAAUCUAGCGAGAGUCUUGUUGUUGUGGAGUAUCAGCUGAACCGCCGUCAGGGAGUCAUACUGCUCACUACUUUCCUGCCGUCGUUCUUGCUCUUGUCUAUCAGCUGGGCAACGCUCUUCAUCAGAAUAGAGGACCUCAACGUCAGGGCGGUCAUGUCCCUCACCACACUACUCGUCCUGUAUACCCUCUUCUCCAACCUCUCCAGUUCCCUCCCAAAGACGGCGGAGAUCAAGCUCAUUGACGUAUGGUUCAUCUUCAUCAUUUCGCUCCUCUUCUCCAACAUCAUGGCUCACAUCUUUGCGGGUGCUGUGGAAGCGACUGUCAAAUAUCCCAAACGUAUGACUGUAGUGCCGCGAGACCAGACCGAGAUACAAGUGAAGAAACCAGCUAGUGGGAGGUUACUUUAUAUCCAGCGGUACUUAAUCAUACCCUUUGUUUUUAUCGUAUUUAACAUCGUUUUCUGGAGCCAAGUGUUCAGGUAGACAGACACUGUUAUCAGCCUUGAAGUUGUAUAUACCUCUUAUUAACUUUUAAUUGUUAUUGAUGUACUAGUGUAAUUACUAACCUUGUUAAGCGCUUUAAAGACCUUCGCUGAUGCUUAGUAAUAACAAUAGUCACACUUAGCCUCUCAAUAGUGUCGUCAAGCCUAAGAAAGAGAUUUUGAGGAAUUUGUUAUGUUGAACAUGGGAUCACAUCAACGAUUUUACCCGGAUUGUAUUUACGGUUACCACUUGUAAAUAAUAUAUGAAUAUUCCAUGGUUGUAUUUUAUGGUGUAUACUAUAUAUAUGUGU
Messenger RNA from Homarus americanus (American lobster), 2323 nucleotides. RefSeq lists its product as uncharacterized. Lineage: Eukaryota; Metazoa; Arthropoda; Malacostraca; Decapoda; Nephropidae. Gene Ontology annotation, biological process: signal transduction; regulation of membrane potential; chemical synaptic transmission. Gene Ontology annotation, molecular function: transmembrane signaling receptor activity; neurotransmitter receptor activity; protein binding. The transcript is spliced from 3 exons. Gene Ontology annotation, cellular component: membrane; synapse; neuron projection. The record is from RefSeq and is a predicted model, not a curated record. The coding region runs from base 1 to 2013 and encodes 670 amino acids.